Musca vetustissima is the source of this 804-nucleotide messenger RNA. RefSeq names its product GTP-binding protein Rit2 (gene Ric). Gene Ontology annotation, cellular component: plasma membrane. Gene Ontology annotation, molecular function: GTPase activity; GTP binding; calmodulin binding. The transcript is spliced from 4 exons. The record is from RefSeq and is a predicted model, not a curated record. Bases 1 to 804 code for a protein of 267 amino acids. Gene Ontology annotation, biological process: Ras protein signal transduction. Lineage: Eukaryota; Metazoa; Arthropoda; Insecta; Diptera; Muscidae.
AUGGCCGGUGAUAUGUCCACAGUUGGAUGUGCUGCCCUGAAAAAAUCUGCCAAACAGAAAUUGUCCAGCGACAAGGAGAAUAAUUCCAGUAUUACAAAUGCCUGUGGCAAUCGCAAGGAAAAUGGUCAUUUGGCUAUGAAACCGCCCAAUGUUCCACCGCAAAAUAUGCGAGGAGGUCUAAGGGUCUAUAAGAUUGUUAUAUUGGGUGAUGGUGGUGUUGGAAAAUCGGCUGUUACCCUGCAAUUUGUUAGUCAUAAUUUUUUGGACUAUCAUGAUCCGACAAUUGAGGACUCAUAUCAACAACAAGCCGUUAUCGACAAUGAAGCCGCCCUCUUGGAUAUACUCGAUACUGCGGGUCAGGUUGAGUUCACGGCCAUGCGUGAUCAGUAUAUGCGAUGUGGCGAGGGAUUCAUAAUUUGUUAUUCGGUAAUCGAUCGGCAUAGCUAUGAAGAGGCGUCGGAAUAUCGUAAACUAAUACAAAGAGUACGAUUAACCGAAGAUAUACCAUUGGUGCUGAUUGCCAAUAAAAGUGAUCUCGAAUCACUAAGGAAGGUUUCAACUGAAGAGGGCCGCAAUUUGGCCAAUCAAUUCGGCUGUCCCUUCUUUGAGACAUCGGCCGCAUUGCGGCUCUACAUCGAUGAGGCAUUUUAUGCUCUCAUACGAGAAAUACGCCGCAAAGAAAAGCAACGGGCCCUGGGUAAUGGCACAAGUUCGGAGAAGUUACAUUCGCGGCGACGAAGUCGUUGGUGGCGUAUACGUUCGAUAUUCGCCUUGGUAUUUCGGCGAAGACGUAAUUUAAAUUAA